ACAAUGUGGCUAUAAAAUGGUCUGACAGACUUUGUGGAAGAAUUGACGAGAAUAACUUAUGUCUAUUUGGAGUGAUGGGGUUCAGGCAAGUGUCUGCAGUGUCUGCAGUGCUGCUGUUGAUCGUGGCGUUUGUUUGUGUUAAUGAUGCUUGGAUCUCCAGAUGGUUUAAUCCGAGAUUGGGGUUUCUGCAUGACGAUGGCGUUUCAACCCAGUUUGACACUCAGAAACCAGUGCAAGAAGACCCUGCGGGAAAGGACCCUGUGGGACAAGAACCUAGUGAGCCCAUUGUCGAGCCUGUGGGGCAGGAAACUAGCCAGGCUGAAGACCCUGAGAGCUUCCAGUCCAAGCAGACAUUUGAGAACCCUCUGACUUGGCUCUAUCCUACGAUUGAGAAGCAUGAGCGCAAAUCUACAGUGUUUGAGCGGCUAAAGCAGGUGGCAGCCAACGGUGUUGUGGCUUGGUGUGGGCAAAGUGUGGUCCGUGUGGAGGUGAAACAGGAACUUCUGGGGAUUGGCCGGCUCAUCCAGCCAGCGCUUAUCACUCUAGGAGGCUGUGCUGCCAUUGAGGAGGAUGCUGAAGCUCUUGGGCUCACCUUUGAAUCAGCGCUGCAUGGCUGUGGCAGUGAGCUGACGAUGACUGAGGAUGUGCUGAUCUACACCUUCACUCUUGUCUAUGAGCCAAAACCUCUUGCUAACACUUCUAUAUUGAACACAAGUAAAGCUAUGGUUGAUAUUGAGUGCCACUACUUGAGGAAUAAUGAAGUGAGCAGCAAUUCCCUGAAGUAUGCUGUAGAACCUAGCAAGCCUGUGGGCCAAGAACCUAGCCAGGUUGUUAUAAAGCCUGUGGUAGAGCCUGUGGGCCAUGAACCUGGAGAGCAGCCUGUGGGCCAUCCUUUGGGCCAAGAUCCUAGUGAGCAUGUUGGAGAGCCUGUCGGACAAGAUUCUAGUGAGCCUGUGGGCCAGCAUCCUGUUGGAGAGCAGCCUGUGGGCCAAGAACCUAAUGAGCCUGUGGGCCAAGAACCUAGUGAGCCUGUGGGCCAGCAACCUGUUGGAGAGCAGCCUGUGGGCCAGGAACUGAGCCAGCAGCCUGUUGGUAAGCGUUUGGGCCAAGAACCUAGUGAGCAUGUUGGAGAGCCUGUGGGCCAUGACCCUGUGGGCCAAGAACGUAGUGAGCCUGUGGGCCAAGAACGUAGUGAGCCUGUGGGCCAGCAACCUGUUGGAGAGCAGCCUGUGGUUCAGGAACUUAGCCAGCAGCCUGUUGGCGAGCCUUUGGGUCAAGAACCUAGUGAGCAGCCUGUUGGUGAGCCUGUGGGCCAAGAACCUAGUGAGCAGCCUGUUGGCGAGCCUGUGGGUCAGGAUCCUGGCAAGCCUAUGGGUCAGGAACUUAGCCAGCAGCCUGUUGGCGAGCCUUUGGGUCAAGAACCUAGUGAGCAGCCUGUUGGUGAGCCUGUGGGCCAAGAACCUAGUGAGCAGCCUGUUGGCGAGCCUGUGGGUCAGGAUCCUGGCAAGCCUAUGGGUCAGGAACCUGGUGAGCAGCCUGUUGGUGAGCCUGUGGGCCAAGAACCUAGUGAGCCGCCUGUUGGCGAGCCUGUGGGCCAGGAACCUAGCGAGUCUUUGGGCCAAGAACCUAGUGAGAUUUUGGGUAAUGAACUUAGUGAGCCUGUGGGCCAGGAACCUAUCAAGCAGCCUGUGGGCCAGCAACCUGUUGGCGAGCAGCCUGUGGGCCAGGAACUUAGGCUACAGCCAGGAACUGUUGGCGAGCCUUUGGGCCAAGAACCUAGUGAGCAUGUUGGAGAGCCUGUGGUCCAAGAUCCUAAUGAGCUUGUGGGCCAGCAUCCUGUUGGAGAGCACCCUGUGGGCCAUGGUCCUGUGGGUCAGGAACUUAGUGAGCCUGUGGGAGAGCAGCCUGUGGGCCAGGAACAUAGGCAGCAGCCUGUUGGCGGGCCUUUGGGCCAAGAACCUAGUGAGCAUGUUGGAGAGCAGCCUGUGGGCCAGGAACCAAGUAAGAUUUUGGGUAAUGAACUUAGCGAGCCUGUGGGCCAGGAUCCUAGCGAGCAGCCUGUGGGUCAGGAACCUAGCCAGUCUGUGGCCCAAGAGCCUGUGGGCCAUGAACCUGGAGAGCAGCCUUUGAGCCAGGAACUUGUUGGAGAGCAGCCUAUGGGCCAGCCUUUGGGCCAAGAACCAAGUGAGCAUGUUGGAGAGCUUGUGGGCCAGGAACCACGUGAGCCUGUGAUCCAGCAACCUAUUGGAGCGCAGCCUGUGGGCCAGCAACCUGUUGGAGAGCAGCCUGUGGGCCAGGAACCUAGCGAUCCUUUAGGCCAAGAGUCUAGUGAGCACGGUGGAGAGCCUGUGGGCCAGCAUCCUGUUGGAGAGCAGCCUGUGGGCCAGCCUUUGGGCCAAGAACCAAGUGAGCAUGUUGGAGAGCUUGUGGGCCAUGAACCACGUGAGCCUGUGGUCCAGCAACCUGUUGGAGAGCAGCCUGUGGGCCAGGAUCCUAGCGAUCCUUUAGGCCAAGAGUCUAGUGAGCAUGGUGGAGAGCCUGUGGGCCAAGAUCCUAGUGAGCCUGUGGGCCAGCAUCCUGUUGGAGAGCAGCCUGUGGGCCAUGACCAUGUGGGUCAAGAACGUAGUGAUGAUGUGGGUCAAGAACCUAGUGAGCCUGUUGGCCAAGUACCUAGUGAGCAUGUUGGAGAGCAGCCUGUGGGCCAAGAACCUAGUGAGCAGCCUGUUGUCGAGCCUUUGGGCCAAGAACCUAGUAAGUAUGUUGAAGAGCCUGUGGGUCAGGAACUUAACCAGCAGCCUGUGGGCCAGGAACCUAGCGAGCCUGUGGGCCAAGAGCCUAGUGAGCAGCCUGUUGGCGAGCCUUUGGUUCAGGAACCUAGCGAGCCUUUGGGCCAAGAACCUAGUGAGCGUGUUGGAGCACAGCCUGUGGGCCAGGAACCUAGCGAUCCUUUAGGCCAAGAGUCUAGUGAGCAUGGUGGAGAGCCUGUGGGCCAGCAUCCUGUUGGAGAGCAGCCUGUGGGCCAUGACCAUGUGGGUCAAGAACGUAGUGAUGUUGUGGGCCAAGAACCUAGUGAGCCUGUGGGCCAAGUACCUAGUGAGCCUGUGGGCCAGCAACCUGUUGGAGAGCAGCCUUUGGGCCAAGAACCUAGUGAGCAGCCUGUUGGCAAGCCUUUGGGUCAGGAAUCUAACGAGCCUUUGGGCCAAGAACCUAGUAAGUAUGUUGAAGAGCCUGUGGGCCAGGAACCAAGUGAGAUUUUGGGUAAUGAACUUAGCGAGCCUGUGGGCCAGGAACUUAACCAGCAGCCCGUGGGCCAGGAACCUAGCGAGCCUGUGGGCCAAGAGCCUAGUGAGCAGCCUGUUGGCGAGCCUUUGGUUCAGGAACCUAGCGAGCCUUUGGGCCAAGAACCUAGUGAGCGUGUUGGAGCACAGCCUGUGGGCCAGCAACCUGUUGGAGCACAGCCUGUGGGCCAGCAACCUGUUGGAGCACAGCCUGUGGGCCAGCAACCUGUGUGCCAUGAACCUGGCGAGCAGCCUGUGGGCCAGCAACCUUUUGGAGAACAGCCUGUGGGCCAGGAAUCUGUGGUCCAGCAACCUAGAGGAGAGUCUGUGGGCCAGGAGCCUGUUGGUGUGCCUUUGGGCCAGGAACCUAUCCAGGAUGAAGACCCUGAGAGCUCCCAGUCCAAGCAGACGUCUGAGAACCCUUUGACUUGGCGCUAUCCUGAAGUUGCAAAGCCUGAGCACAGGCAUACUGUGUCUGAGCGGCUGAAGCAGGUGGCGGCCAACAGUGUGUCGGCUCAGUGUGGGGAGAGUGUGGUCCGGGUGCAGGUGAACCAGGACCUGCUGGGGAUUGGCCGGCUCAUACAGCCAGAGCGUAUCACUCUAGGAGGUUGUGCUGCCACUGAGGAGGACGCUGAAGCUCAUGUGAUCACCUUUGAAUCAGAGCUGCAUGGCUGUGGCAGUGAGCUGACGAUGACUGAGGAUGUGCUGAUCUACACCUUCACGCUUGUCUAUGAGCCAAAACCUUUUGCUAACACUUCUAUAGUGAAGACCAGUGCAGCUAUGGUUGAUAUUAAGUGCCACUACUUGAGGAAUCACGAUGUGAGCAGCAAUGCCCUGAAGCCAACCUGGAUCCCCAACAUUUCCAACAUGGUGGCAGAGGAACUCCUCUACUUCUCCCUGAGGUUAAUGACUGCUGACUGGCAGUUUGAGAGGCCCUCCAACCAUUACUAUCUUGGUGACAUCAUCAACAUGGAAGCCUCGGUCAUGCCGUACCACCACGUUCCCCUCCGCGUCUUUGUGGACCGCUGUGUCGCCACCUUGGCGCCUGAUGUCCACACUGUCCCUAGAUAUUCUUUCAUUGAGGACCAUGGGUGUCUGGUUGAUGCCAAGUUGACCGGCUCCAGCUCCCAGUUCCUGUCCAGAUCCCAGGAUGACAAGAUCCAGUUUCAGCUGGAGUCCUUCAGAUUCCAACCACAGAAUGAUUCCCAACAGCUCUACAUAACAUGUCAUCUGAAAGCAGCUGCAGCCUCUUCCCCCAUUGAUGCUGAGAACAAGGCCUGCUCUUUCACUGAUGGCUGGAAGGCUGCAGGUGGGGAUGACCUGGUUUGUGGCUGCUGUGACUCCAGCUGUGCUGUGAGCAAGGCUAGAGAUCUGGACAGUGAUUUAGAUAUGCAGAAGGAAGGUGAAGCUACCUUGGGCCCUAUCAUGGUCCAAGUGUAAUAUUACAAGAACCUUGCCUAUUUAACUUUUUGAGGAGAAUAAACCUGUUACAAUGUUCACAUCUGACUGGAUUUAUUUGGAAUGUAAAAUUCAGGGCUUUUAUUAUUCAAAUAAGAAUGUGUGUAGCUGAUCAUUCUUUAUUCACAGAACUUUGUCAUGAGCUACAUGUCUCAGGUUUGUAACGUUGCUACUGUACUGAAUUGUUUCCAGGAGUGAUUUGUCAAUUGACUAUAUUUAUUUUGAAAAUAAACAUUUUAAAGUGUUUGGA
Oncorhynchus mykiss (rainbow trout) is the source of this 4986-nucleotide messenger RNA. Lineage: Eukaryota; Metazoa; Chordata; Actinopteri; Salmoniformes; Salmonidae. The record is from RefSeq and is a predicted model, not a curated record.